UAUAACCAAAUGUUUAAAUAAUUGUAGUCUGUGGUGUUACCCUUUCUUGUCAAUUUUGUGUCUGACGGAGAUAAACAUUGUUUGUGUUUUGUGAUGACAUUGUGGAAAACAUACAGUUAUUACAGUAGUAGAUUAGUGAUUUGAUUGAAUUUUAUGGUACGCCAAUAACCACACAAUAUAAUGAAGGUUUUACAGGAAAUAUAAUAUGUGCAAGUCGUUUUUAAAAUAAAUAAAUACCUCCCAGAACUCAACAAGACCUCCUCAAGAUACAAUUAGACAAAGCCAGAAAACAUGGCAGAAACCCUUGACCCGCUGUCACCGACUGUGAAUAUUUCGCCAAGGAUUGGAAUCCUACAAAAACUAAGGACAAGAUUUGGUAGAAAUGUACCUAUUAAUCGAAAUAACAGUGAAGGAUAUGUGGAAUUCGGGGAGUUCCGGGUUGAACGUCCCGGAAUUAAGAAGGUCGGGACAUUCGCCGGCGUCUUCUGUCCCGUCGUGUUAUCUAUGUUUAGCGCUCUCGUGUUUAUACGAAUGGGUUAUUUAGUAGGUAAUGCCGGUCUUCUGGUGACAUUAGCGCAAUUCGCCGUGGCGUACCUCAUAGUGCUGUUCACGGUGACCUCAAUAUGUGCGAUAUCGACAAACGGGGCGGUCGAAGGAGGCGGCGUGUAUUUCAUGUUGAGCAGAACCCUAGGUCCCGAAUUCGGAGGUGCAAUAGGGACGUUGUUCUUCUUCGCGAAUGUGGUGUCCAGUGCUUUGUGCAUAUCAGCGUGCACUGAGGCCUUGGUUGAAAACUUCGGAACCAAUGGGUACUUAGUGGGUGAGAGUGGUGGUAUCCCGGACAGCUGGUGGUACCGCUUCCUGUAUCGCUCCGUGCUGAAUGCGGUCGGGCUGGGUGUGUCCCUCGCGGGCGCCUCGCUGUUCGCCAGGACCAGCCUCGCCAUCUGGGUCACGAUGCUGGUCUGCUUAGCCAGCGCCUUCUUGAGCUUCUUCAUCACGAGUCCUGCGCAGAUCGAGAAGCCAGAUUCGAAUCACUUAAUAAACACGACGUAUCUGAACUACACCGGGCUGAGCGUGUCGACGCUGGCUUCGAACAUGUACCCGCAGUACGGGCGCGACUACACAACGGCGAGCGGGCAGCUCGUGGACUUCGCGUCGGUGCUGGGCGUGCUGUUCACCGGCGUCACCGGCGUCAUGGCCGGCGCCAACAUGAGCGGGGAGUUGAAGCACCCGUCGCGCAGUAUCCCGCGCGGCACGCUCGCGGCGCUGCUGUUCACGGCCGCGUCCUACGCCGCGCUGAGCCUGCUGACCGCGGCCACGUGCUCCAGGGAGCUGCUGCAGAACAACUACGUGUACCUGCUGCCCAUCAACGUGUGGCCACCCUUCAUAGCCGUCGGUAUGAUAGUAGCUACAUUUUCGGCCGCACUCUCCAACCUGAUCGGCGCUUCUAGAGUGUUGGAAGCGUUGGCCAAAGAUGACAUAUUUGGUUUCCUUCUUCGUCCGAUGGUGUCGCGUUCCGGGAACCCUGUGCUGGCGGUGGUGGUGUCCUGGGCGCUGGUGCAGGUGGGCGUGGCGGCGGACUCCCUCAACGCCAUAGCGCAAGUCAACUCGGUCCUCUUCAUGACGAGCUAUUUCGCCAUCAAUCUGGCUUGCUUGGGACUGGAGCUCGCUUCGGCUCCUAACUUCAGGCCGACGUUCCGUCAGUUCUCGUGGGCGACGUCGCUGGCGGGGCUGUGCGGCAGCGCGGCGCUGAUGUUCUCGCUGCGCGCGCUGUACGCGGCGGGCGGCGCGCUGGCGGCCGCGGGGCUGGUGCUGGCGCUGCACCUGCUGUCGCCCGCCGCCGCCGAGCCCAAGUGGGGCAGCCUCAGCCAGGCGCUCAUCUUCCACCAGGUCCGCAAGUACCUGCUGCUUCUGGACCCGCGGCGGGAGCACGUCAAGUUCUGGCGGCCGCAGAUGCUGCUGCUGGUAGCCUCGCCGAGACAGUCCGCGCCGCUCAUAGACUUCGUCAACGACCAGAAGAAGGGCGGGCUGUUCGUGCUGGGCCACGUGCGCGUGGGGCGGCUGGACGGCGCAGGGGACCCGCUCGCGGAGGAGCACCAGUACUGGCUGAAGCUCAUCGACCAUCUCAAGGUGAAGGCGUUCGUGGAGCUGUGCCUGGCGGAGUCGGUGCGCAGCGGCGCCGCCCACCUGGCGCGCCUGUCCGGUCUGGGCGCCAUGAAGCCCGACACCGUGAUGCUCGGCUUCUGGGACGACGCGCAGCCGCGGGACUUCUUCAGGGAACCGGAGUCGCCGUACCGCACGGAGCUGUUCGACGCGGGCGGCGGCGCCUUCCCCGCCCGCCGCGCCGGCGCCGCGCGCCUGCCGCCCGCCGAGUACGUGCGCAUACUGUCCGACGUGCUCUGCGUCAACAAGAACGUGUGCAUAUGCAGGCACUUCCAUCUGCUGGAUAUGGCGGCGGUCGAACGUAAGUCCCCGAGGUUGAAGUACAUCGACGUGUGGCUGGUGGAUCUGCUGGCGCCGAGCCGCGAGGAGGCGUUCUCGGUGCGGGGGCUGUUCGCGCUGCAGCUGGCGGCCGUGGUGCGGUCCGCGCGCGGCUGGCAACACCUGCAACUCCGCGUGCACACCACCAGACACGCAAGCCUGACCGUGGGCUCCGGCGACAGUCCGGCGCCGGACGGGCCGCCGCUGCAGCAGCGCCUCGAGGAGCUCCUAAAGCUGCUGCGGAUCAAUGCCACUACGCACAUCAUCUCAGAUUGGCCGAAGCUGGACCUGAGCAGGUGGUCCGAUACGGACGAGGACCUGUACCAGCGGGUCCCCGCCACCUACCUCAAGACCGUGAACAGUAUAGUCCGGGAGCGCUGCGAGCAGGGCACCGCCGUGACCUUCGUCCAGCUUAGCGCCCCGCCCCGCGAGGCCGACGAGCUGUGCGAGCAGUACCUGCAGGUGCUGGACGAAUUCACGAAGGAUUUAUCGCCGACGAUUCUAGUGAGGGGCUUAAAGUCGGUCACGUCCACGUCUCUGUAAUGGCGUCGGUGCGCUAGUGAGAACAAACGGAAUCCGAAUGGUGUCUUAAUUAAUUUGUAACUGGGAGCUUGAAGUUUGCUGAUGUCCGUGGGCGACGGUAACCACUCACCAUCAGGUGGACCAAUAAAGGCAAUAAAAAACGAGGACUGGAGGAACAUGGAGUCUGGUCUACCCUCGCCACGGCAGAACUUCCGCAGGGCUCUGUAAUUUUUAUCAUUAAAUAUUUAUUAAAUUUUAAAUCGGAUUUAUGAUAGACGCUUUUUUAAAUCGACACUUUCAUUUUCAUAUUAGCGCGCUUUGUGACUAAGGCACCUUCUGCCAGUAAAUCAAUGGCGAUGCGAAAUGUCUUAGAUGAUAAAUAAAUUAUAUAAAAAUUAAUAUCACACUAUAUACGAUAAUUAUUAAAAAAUAAAUAAUAGUUUAAAAAAACUAACAAAAUACGCUUUUAUAGAAAAAGCUAUUCAUUAUAAUAAAAUAAUUUUUUCUUACACUAGUUUUAAUUAAAAAAAAUUAAAAUAAUUAUUUUCUAUUUUUUAGUUGGAUUUUUUUUAUAAAAGCGUAUUAUGUUAGUUUUUUUAAACUAUUAUUUAUUCAUCGUUUUUAGGUGAAUUUCAAUUUUUAUAUGUGAUUUUGAAUUAAUUGUUUUGUUUUUAAUCAAAAAAUUUUCUUUUUUUUUAAGUAAGUUAUUCAUUUUAAAACUGACUUUUUUUUUGUAUAUUUUACUCCGUUUGCGCUCAAAGAUUUAGUUAAAACUGUUCAUAUUCUCAAUUAUACAUUGCAGAUAGGAAAUAUCAUUAGUAAAAUAUUUUUUAUUAUCUUCGUUAAUAAGUACUAUUUACUGUUAGACCCUCCUGCUAGAUGGAGCGACGACCUGCGCAAGGCAGCUGGCAGUAACUGGAUGCGUAGAACCGAAGAUCGGGUUCAGUGGCGAGCUUUGGGGGAGGCCUAGGUCCAGCAGUGGACUGCCGCAGGCUGAUGAUGAUGAUGAUGAUUUACUGUUAGUAUGUUUCGUUUAUAUAGCGCUUUGGCAUAGUUUUCGUAUUUAUUCAGUCAACUUUUUAGAAGACUUAAGAGCUAUUAUUCCAAUUGCAUACGUUGUAACUUUGAAUACAAUCAACGUAGGUAGACGCGCUCAUAUCUCACAUUUGUCCUUGGACAUCGGCAUAGUCUAGCCGUCGCUGUUACAAAAGCUCUUUCUGAAUUCCUCUCGGAGGCUACGGCUUGUGGCUCUAUGUUGGACUGGUGGUAGGACCUCUUGUGAGUUCGCACGGGUAAGUACUACCACCCCGUCUAUUUCUGCCGUGAAGCAGUCAUACGUUUCGGUUGGAAGGGUGGGGCAGCCGUUGUAACUAUACUGAGACCUUAGAACUGAUAUCUCAAGGUGGGUGGUGCAUUUAAGUCGUAGAUGCCUAUGGGCUCCAGUAACCACUUAAAACCAGGUGGGCUGUAAGCUCGUCCACCCAUCUAAGCAAUAAAUAAAUAAAAAACGCGAUAUAAAGUUUCAAACCAUUAGUGGUCUACCAGGUAUUGCUGUUGUCCCUGAGCACUUGUGGUCUAUUAGGUAUGCCGUACGCCCGUCUGCGUUCAAAGGUAGUAAAAAUUGGAUUCUUUUGUUUGACGUCAUAGGUGCGUAUUGAAAUAGCUUUUUAAAUCCAUAUUAUUUACUUAUAUUAACUAGGUAAUACUUAAUUAGCUUAUAAAAUAUAUAUUUCCCUUCGAUUGUGGCUUUAAAUAAAUGACAGAUAACAUGUGAAAUCAAAUUUUCUUAAAUGAAAAUCUUUUUCUGUUUAUUGAGUAAUAUAUCAACUGCCCUCAUUCUUAUUUGUAUCAACGUGUAGUUGUUACUGCUAAGGCAAAACUCAAUAUAGUUGAUGUUAAAAAGUGAUUUGUUUUCUUAGUGUUAUAUUUUAAUCGAAUUCAAGUGAUAAUUUACAGAGAAACAAUGUCAAUUUAGUUUUUGUCAUAUCAUCUCCUGUCACCUCUCUAUUAUGAAUAGUGUUAAUUAAUUGUAUAUUUAUAUUAGAAAAAUAAUUAUCCCUAUGUCUCCCAUGUAGGUCACCGGUGCCCUACGCGGCGUACUGAGGUAUUUUUUUUUUUUGCUUAGAUGGAUUUGCUUAGACGAGCUCACAGCCCACCUGGUGUUAAGUGAUUUUUUUUUUAUUGCCCUUGUAGGCAGACGAGCAUACGGCCCACCUGAUGGUGAGUGGUUACCGUCGCCCAUGGACUUCAGCAAUGCCAGGGGCAGAGCCAAGCCGCUGCCUACCAAUUACUGGAGCCCAUUGACAUCUACAACGUAACUGCGCCACCCACCUUGAGAUAUAAGCUCUAAGGUCUCAGUAUAGUUACAACGGCUGCCCCACCCUUCAAAGCGAAACGCAUUACUGCUUCACGGCAGAAAUAGGCGGUACCUACCCAUGCGGACUCACAAGAGGUCCUACCACCAGUAAUAAGAAGAGAAAAAUCGACAUAAUUACUUCAGUGUGCCGCGUAGGGCAUCGGUGAACUACACGGCAGUCAAAGGGUUAAGUGUCUUAAACAUUUAUCAACACCCUGUUGAGUGUUGUUUUAAUACCAAGAGCUGUUAAUCAUAAUUUUGGUGCUUCGUGAAAUUAAAUUUUAUUUAUGUCAAUUUUGACGUGAUAAAGUUUUAUAAAUCGAUGAACAUUGGCUGCACGCACGAAAAAGUGUCACGUUCCGCCUGAGUCUGACCGUGCAAGCGAGAGCGCGGAACAAGCGAUAGAGAGGCACGAUUAGCCCAAGCGUUGGCUUGUGACACAUUUAUACCUCUCUUCUCGCGUGACGUCACCUCUAGCAGUUCGAAUAGUUCCGCUUCUGACGUUAUCACGUAAAACUAUCGUCCGUAAACCGACUUUACAGUGUGCUUAGUGCGAGUUUCUUAACGUUCUCGAUAGCGUAAAAGUUAACUCAAAUUUGUAUGCAGUCGGAACAGCGUCUCUCGCGGCCAACGUACGCAAACGUACCAACUCCAUACAAAUUUGAAUUAACUGUCACGCUAUCGAGGGCGUUAAAGAACUCGCACUAAGCACACUGAUAGCUUACUGUUUAUUUAAUAGAAUAUCAGACGAUAAUUCGUGUAAUAAACACCCCGACGAUCAUCACCUUAGUAGUGUAUGAUUACGAAAUUUUUAUAAUACUCGUAUGGUCGGAUUUAGUAAAUAAUUGAAAGCGAGAUUCAAUCGCUAAAUUAGUGUCAAUUAUAUGGAGUUUUUUUUCUCUUAAUACACUUUGUUUGUACAGUGACCAUGCUUAUUCUCAAUUACUUUUAUUUUAUUCUUUGAUAAUAGUUAUGUGAUUUUCAUUAUAAUCGAAAUAUGUUUGGAUUUUGUUUUAAAGAUCAACUAUAUGUCUUGAAAAAAAUACGGCUUUAGUUUAUAUGAAUACAAUAUAAAUAUUAGUAGUGCUAUUAUUAUCUUAAUUAGAUUUUUAUGGUAUUAAAAAUUAUGUCCAUCUUCCAAUUUAUAUCAAGUCCACUCCAAUGGUAUAGUAUAAUAUCAUAUUUUUUUAUAGUAUUAUAAAUACAAAAUCAUUCAACAUUGUAUGCUUUAAGGAUUUGUUUACUUCUCAUAUUAUAUAUUAUAUUAAUAUGUUUAUAUAAAUUUAUUUUGUUAAGUUUGAAAUUUCAAUAAUUGAAAAUUCUGGAUUGAAUUACAAAUUAUGUUCAUUUAAUGGGGAAACAAGAUAGUAGGGAAGUUUCCGCAUAUUUUAAAAAUGUUUGGUUUAGUAAUUCUUUUCGUUAAAGAAUUUUUAAUAUUAGAUUAUAAGAUUUGUUGGAUGCAAAACACGAUCUAUUUAUUUAAGGGUCACAUCGUUUUGAACAUAAAUAGACAAAGAGUAUUAUUAUUGUGUAUCUUAUUGGUAGGUAUGGAUCAUCACAGUAUUUUCAUCAUUAGAAUAUUAAUAGAUAGUAGAAUAUUAAUAGAUUUCAUCAUUAGAUAUUGUUUAUAAAAGUAGACGUCAUGAACAUGUCAAUAUAUCUUCAUCUACAUUAUGUUUAUCUACCUUAAUAAAUGUUUUGUGUAGGUAUAUAAUUAUGUUAAGAAAAUGGUUUUAUCAUUUCCACGAUGCAUACUUAAAGUAUUAUUUUAAUCAUAUUUUAUGUCGCGCACUCUUUUCACUCAUACAUACAAUGUUUUGCUCAUCUUUGUACAUAUUUGAUUUUAUUUCAAAAUCUAUUUGUUUUUAAAUUAUUUUGUAAAGUAAUAAAUUACAGUAAUACCACAGAGUAUAUUAAUCGUUAGAUAUUAUUACUGUUUAAUAUUAUGUUAUACCACAGAGUCAUAUCUAAUAUCUAAUGAUUUUAAUCACAUACGAUAUCAUUCGUUGUGAUUGACAUGAAAGUUUACUUUAAGUGUGUACAUUUUUUGUACAAUUAUUUCAUUACAAUUGUGAUUCAAAAUAAAAAUUAACAAAUAUUCCACUAAAAAAUUGUGAUUAAAUUUUAAUAUAUUGACAUCUCAUUAAACGUCUUUUGAUUUUUGUAAUAGAUGUCUUAAUGUAUCUUUUGUUAUUUGCACUAAUAUAAUUGUAAUAGUCAAUCAUGCUCUUUAUGUGAUAUUGUAUCCCAAGAAUAACUUUUAACUGAAAAUUUUAAGAUUAGCAUCAGUAUUAAAAUGAAAUUUUAUUAUUUCAAUUUUUUCAUGUUGGACGGAAUCGACCAAGGUCAGCGAAUUUUUUAAAUAAUAUUAGAUAUUAUAAGAUCUAAUAUUAUUUAUCUUUUUACCUCUCGAUAUACCGAUAUUUUGUUUAAGCGAUAUUUUUGAAACUACAGGAGAGCCGUUAAAAUUUUGAUCAAAAAUAUCAUAACGUAAAUCUUCAACUAUUUGAAUGGAGUAAAAUUAAUUGAAGUUCAAUUAAAAACAUCGAACUGUUGAUGCUAAUACCAAAUAAAAUGCACCUUUAAUUACAAAGAUAAAUUUCGCGUAUUAAUCGAAAUGUCGCCUAAACCACUCGAUAAUAUAUAAAUACAAUAUAUUAUGAUUAAUUACAGACGCAUUCCAAGCAAGCUGAACUUAUUUUUGACUUAUUUUUGAAAAUUUAUAAUAUUCUCAAUAAGAUCGGUUACAGUUGAACAACUUUGAAUUGGUUACACAGAUUAUACAAAUGUUGAAUGAUUUCGAUUUUUAUAAGUAAGCUAUGAGGCCGAAUGACUCGGGGAACGAAAGAAAGUAAUUUUUAGUGUAUAUUUUUUUAAAUUUACAUGACCAAUAAAUAAUACUCUGUAUUAAAUUAUUUUAUUAAAAUUUAGCAAAAUUGUGGCCUUAAUAGUGUUUAUAAAGUUUGAUUUGAAAUAACAAAUAUUGUAUUAAAAAAAAUAUUGGUUUGAAUGCUCUUGAUAUGUUUGUAUGUAAUAUACCUAUUGUAAGUAGGCUAAUUAAGUGGCAAUUUUCACUUUGUAUAUUCGAUUAAAAUUGAUAUUUUUAAUUAA
Bombyx mori (domestic silkworm) is the source of this 8467-nucleotide messenger RNA. RefSeq names its product solute carrier family 12 member 9. Gene Ontology annotation, cellular component: membrane. Lineage: Eukaryota; Metazoa; Arthropoda; Insecta; Lepidoptera; Bombycidae. Gene Ontology annotation, biological process: potassium ion homeostasis; chloride ion homeostasis; cell volume homeostasis. The record is from RefSeq and is a predicted model, not a curated record. Gene Ontology annotation, molecular function: potassium:chloride symporter activity. The transcript has 20 exons. Bases 292 to 3021 code for a protein of 909 amino acids.